Messenger RNA from Homalodisca vitripennis (glassy-winged sharpshooter), 1605 nucleotides. Its product is annotated as cAMP-dependent protein kinase type II regulatory subunit-like. Lineage: Eukaryota; Metazoa; Arthropoda; Insecta; Hemiptera; Cicadellidae. The transcript has 8 exons. Gene Ontology annotation, molecular function: cAMP-dependent protein kinase regulator activity. Gene Ontology annotation, cellular component: cAMP-dependent protein kinase complex. The record is from RefSeq and is a predicted model, not a curated record. The coding region runs from base 77 to 1504 and encodes 475 amino acids. Gene Ontology annotation, biological process: regulation of protein phosphorylation.
UGUUUACCAAAUAAGUGGACGGUUAUUAUACAGUUAUAAUAAUGUAGUUCAAUCGUUUCUAAAUUUAGAGUAUGAGAUGCCUCCACCGCUUUUCGUAUUUUGUUUACCGGGAUUCGCUAUUAUUUUUCUCAUUCAAGUUCUGAUCUGCGAAGCUUAUCAUUUUCAUGUGACAAUAUCCCACAAGAAAAGGAAAACCGGCAAUCCCGAUAAGGAUAAAAAUCAAGGCGGCAAAUCAGAAAGAGGUCCAAGAGGUAACAAAGACCGACGUCGACUCAGUAAGGAUCAUCAAUCUAAGGGCGAUCAGGAAGAAAAAGGUUCAAAAGAUAACAAAGAGCAAGGUCGACCUAAUAAAGAUCAUCAGUCUAAAGGCGGUCAGGAAGAAAAGAACUCAAGAGAUACCAAGAAUUUUGAUAACGACAAUCCGACCCCAGAAGACGAAGCUAAACUUCAACCCGCUAACGGAAAAACCAUGAGGUCUACCCAAGACAAUGGUAAUGCCGAAAAGUCCCCAGAAAAGCCCAAAAAUCGCCCCCAUGUCGAUUUUGACGUCCCUGAACAGAAUAUGGGGGAUGAAAAUAAAGAUCAAUCUCCAAAGGAGGAUCGCCAGAAGGGAAGGAGAAAAUCCGUAUUUGCUGAGAGCUACGAUCCUUCCAAGGAUGACGAAGACUUAGGAAAGGUGGUCCACCCAAAAACGCCCGAAGAAAAAGAAUGGCUUAUAGAGAACGUGAGAAACAUAACUCUCUUUGAACAUCUAGCUAACGACCAAACCACCACUGUGGUAGAUGCGAUGUAUAAACGCCCAGUUUCCGAGGGAGACUUCGUCAUGAAACAAGGAGACAAAGGAAGCACAUUCUAUAUAGUACAAACAGGUAUAUUCGACGUGUACGUGAAGGAUGCGGAGAAUGUGGAGAGCUUGAUACACACUUACGACAAUAAGGGGAGUUUCGGCGAACUGGCCCUGCUGUACAACCAGCCCAGAGCCGCCACCAUCGUCGCCCGUACUGACGGUCAGCUCUGGGCGGUGGACGGUCACACCUUCCGCCGCAUCGUCCACAAGAUCACGUACCAGAAGCGGAUCAUGUACGAGAGUCUCAUCAACAACGUGCCGAUGCUCAAGACCUUAGAGCCGUAUGAAAGAGCGAAUCUCGUGGAUGCACUCAUACCGAUGACGUUCAAGCACAACGAUGAGAUCAUCAAACAAGGAACUGAAGGGGACGGAAUGUAUUUCAUCAUCUCAGGGGGCGUCAGAAUCAUGAUGAGAACCAUCAAUAACAGGGACAUACUUUUGAAAGAAUUGAGUAACAGUGAAUACUUCGGUGAGUUGGCUCUAGUAACGGACAAACCGAGAGCUGCUUCCGCAUUCGCUAUCGGCGACACACACUUAGCCUUUUUGGAUCGUGAAGCGUUUGAACGUUUAUUGGGGCCGUGUAUGGAUGUAAUAAAGAGACACAUCGACAACUACAACGAACAGCUGUUGGAGAUUGAAAGAGCUCAAGAACAAUAACUACAUUGACAUAUUUUUAUAUCUCAAAUGUACAUGUCAGUAAAUUAUUAGAAAGAAUAUGAAUUUUAAAUAAUAAUGUUGCAUAAUAAAUCCAAACCAAA